AUGUAUUCAACAGUCCCAAUGGUGACAGUUUUGGCAUUAAUGGCUCUGAUGCCACUGCUCUCAGGGGCAGUGGACAUCCAUCAAGUGAGGCAAUUGGCAGCAAAAAACAAUGUGACUUGUGUUUUAGUCUUUGGAGACUCGAGUGUUGAUCCUGGCAAUAACAACCGCCUUCUGACGCCUAUGAAGGGCAACUUUCCUCCUUAUGGGCAGGACUUCUUUGACCGUCGCCCCACUGGAAGGUUCACCAAUGGAAAACUUGCCACUGACUUCAUAGCUGAGGCAAUUGGUUACACGAAGAUAAUUCCAGCCUUUCUUGAUCCUAAUCUGAAGCCGAUAUAUUUGCCACAUGGUGUUAGUUUUGCUUCUGCAGCCUCUGGUUAUGAUGACCUUACUGCCAAUCUCUCGAACGUGUUGCCGGUUUCCAAGCAGCUAGAGUACUUGAAGCAUUAUAAGCUCCAUCUGUCACGGUUGGUAGGUGCAAAGAAGGCACAAAACAUCGUAAGAAAUGCUAUAUUUGUUUUGAGUAUGGGCACAAAUGACUUUCUCCAGAACUACUAUCUGGAACCAACUCGCCCCAAGCAAUUCACAGUGGACCAGUACCAAAAUUUCUUGGCAUCAAGGAUGUUCGAGGACAUUAAGGAAAUGAAUAGACUGGGAGCCACAAGGGUGGUGGUUGUCGGCGUCCCUCCUUUGGGAUGCAUUCCACUUGUCAAGACGCUAACGGGCCAGAAUACUUGUGUGGAAAGCUAUAACCAAGCAGCCUUGUCAUUCAAUGCUAAGAUAAAAGAAAAGCUGGCCAUUCUCAAGAAAACUAUAGGGAUUAAAGAUGCAUAUGUUGAUUGCUAUGGUGUCAUACAAAAUGCAAUCAACAACCCAAAAAAUUUGGUUAGUACAAAUCGAAUAAGAGAAACUCUCCGUUUUUUAGGAUUGAUGGAAACUUCAAAGGGUUGCUGUGGAUCAGGAACUAUAGAAUAUGGGGACACAUGCAGAGGCAUGACCACAUGCGCUGAUCCAUCAAAAUAUGCAUUUUGGGAUGCUGUUCAUCCUACAGAAAAAAUGUACCGAAUUAUAGCUGAUAGGGCUAUACAAUCUCUUAAUGAAGCACUCAUAGACUAG
This is a messenger RNA of Dovyalis caffra, 1116 nucleotides long. Lineage: Eukaryota; Viridiplantae; Streptophyta; Magnoliopsida; Malpighiales; Salicaceae. The record is from the annotation of a GenBank genome assembly.